This is a messenger RNA of Helianthus annuus (common sunflower), 2983 nucleotides long. Its product is annotated as potassium channel AKT2/3. NCBI's taxonomy places the organism in Eukaryota, Viridiplantae, Streptophyta, Magnoliopsida, Asterales, Asteraceae. Gene Ontology annotation, cellular component: membrane. Gene Ontology annotation, biological process: potassium ion transport; transmembrane transport. Gene Ontology annotation, molecular function: protein binding; voltage-gated potassium channel activity. Bases 375 to 2900 code for a protein of 841 amino acids. The record is from RefSeq and is a predicted model, not a curated record. The transcript is spliced from 12 exons.
UAAGUGGUGUGAUCAUGUGUGAUGAGGCCUCACUAUAAGAUAAGAAAGGGUCAAUGUCAUAGUCAAAUAAGUUCAUAAUGGCCACCUUCCAACUCCACUCGUUUUGCACCUUGUCACAUGUAAAUACAAAAACAUCAAUACCAUUUUUGGUGCUUUGAUAACACAAUUCCUCUACAUCUUUGCUUGGGACACCUCAAAAGGGCCACCGCCACCUCUUCCAUUAUCACCACCGCUACCACUACCGUCAUCACCAUCACAGUCACCGUCAUGAUCACCACUUAUUUCUAAAAGAAAUGGAUGGGAAUCGAGUCCAUAACAUUGCAUAGAGUAUUCUUCCCACGUGGUUAGGAUUUCUCGGAUUCUUGGAUUUCAAGAUGGAAGUAAAGCAACCAAUGUUUCCGACAACAUACGACAAAUUGUAUGGUAAUAGGAAAGAAAGGUAUAAGGAUUCAAGGAAAGAGAAAGAAGGAAAGGGAGAGGAAGAAGAACACUUGAACUUAAGAAGCUUGUCAAAGGUUAUAAUCCCUCCAUUGGGUGCUUCAUCAGGUGAUACACAAAACCAUAUCAACUCAAGAUCCUCCAAAAUCAUCUCACCCAUGGACUCCAAAUAUAGGUAUUGGCAAACACUAAUGGUUGUAAUGGUAGCAUAUUCUGCAUGGACAUACCCCUUUGAAGUUGCCUUCCUCAAAUCCUCUUCACAUACACAUAAACAGCUCUACAUUGCUGACUCCAUCGUCGAUCUCUUCUUCGCCAUUGACAUUGUUUUGACUUUCUUUGUUGCUUACGGCGACCCCACCACCCAUCUCCUUGUUCGCGACCCCAAAAGCAUCGCCACCAGGUACCUAUCAACAUGGUUUGUAAUGGAUUUGGCAUCAACAUUGCCUUUCGAAUUGAUUUCAUACUUGUUUACCGGACAUCAUCGUAUGAGUCUGCCAUAUACCGUCUUGGGUUUGCUCCGAUUCUGGCGUCUCCGUCGCGUGAAGCAGUUUUUCACUAGGCUUGAAAAGGAUAUUAGAUUCAACUACUUCUGGGUCAGAUGUGCAAGGCUUCUUUGUGUGACUCUGUUUUUGGUACAUUGUGCGGGUUGUAUCUACUAUUUGCUAGCAGUGUUGUAUCCACAUGAAGGAAGGACAUGGAUUGGGUCUAUAAACCCGGGUUUUAGGAAAGAUGAUCUUUACAUUCUAUACAUAUCCGCCAUAUAUUGGUCUAUAACCACCAUGACCACCGUCGGCUAUGGUGAUCUCCAUGCUGAGAACGCUGCGGAGAUGGUGUUUAUUAUCUUUUACAUGCUCUUCAAUCUUGGCCUCACCGCCUACAUUAUCGGAAACAUGACCAACUUAGUAGUUGAAGGCACUCGUCGCACCAUGGAAUUCAGAAAUAGCAUUGAAGCAGCAUCAAGUUUUGUGGGGCGGAAUCGGUUGCCAACUAGGCUUAAAGAACAGAUACUUGCAUACAUGUGCUUGCGGUUCAAGGCAGAGAGCUUGAAUCAACAACAGUUAAUCGAACAACUACCGAAAACAAUAUGCAAAAGCAUUAGACAACAUUUGUUUUUGCCAACAGUCGAAAAAGUUUAUUUGUUCAAAGAUGUCUCCAGAGAAAUUCUCCUGCUUCUGGUUGCGGAUAUGAAGGCUGAAUACAUACCACCAAGAGAAGAUGUUAUAAUCCAAAACGAGGCACCUGAUGACGUAUACAUAAUUGUUUCUGGUGAAGUAGAAAUCAUAGAAUGCGAUUCAAUGGAGAAAGAACAAGUGGUGGGCGUGUUACGCACAUGUGACAUCUUUGGGGAAGUCGGUGCACUUUGCUGCAGACCACAAUCGUACAUCUACCGAACCAAGACCCUGAGCCAGCUCUUACGGCUCAAAACCACAGCUCUCAUUGAAGCAAUGCAGACCAAACAACCCGACAACGUGUCUAUUCUCAAGAACUUUCUUCAGCAUCACAAAAAGCUUAAAGAUCUAAACUUGGGAGACUUAUUAUUGGACGGUGGUGAAGAGAGUAUAGAUGGAGAUCCAAACAUGUCAAUGAACUUGCUCACUGUUGCUGGCACGGGCAAUGCUGCGUUUCUUGAUGAACUCCUUAAGGCGAGGCUUGAUCCCGACAUUAGUGACUCAAAAGGAAGAACCCCUUUGCACAUUGCAGCAUCAAAAGGGCAUGAAGAAUGUGUUUUGGUUCUUCUAAAGCAUGCAUGCAACAUACAUCUUAGAGAUGUGGACGGUAAUACUGCACUAUGGGACGCCAUAGCAUCAAACCACCAUUCCAUAUUUCGGCUUCUAUUCCACGCGGCUUCCAUAUCCGACCCGUUUACAGCGGGUGAGCUUCUGUGUACAGCAGCAAAGCGAAACGAUCUAACGGUGAUGAAAGGCCUGUUGAAACACGGUCUUGUUGUAGACUCAAAAGACCACCAUGGAUCAACAGCCAUGCAGAUUGCUGUUUCGGAAAACAACAUCGAAAUGGUAAAGCUGUUAGUGAUGAAUGGUGCGGAUGUGAAUGAUCACACAAUUAGGAACCAGAUCCCUGAAGAAAACUUGAUGGAUUUCUUGGAAAAAAGAGAGGUGGGACACCGCAUUGUGAUGCUGGAGCAGGUGCAGGAGCCAGUGGUGGAGAAAGCUGGCUGGAGAGAGGAGGCGGAGAAGGGUAUUUUGGGAAAAACACAAGUGCAGUUUGGUGGCAGGGUUAGUAUUUAUAAAGGGCUUCCAAUGGUAAGGAGGAAGAUUGGUUGUACAGAUGCUGGUAAACUUAUUAAAAUGCCAAAUUCAGUGAUGGAGCUCAAGAUCAUUGCAGGUGAAAAGUUUGGAUUUGAUGCUACAAAUGCAGUGGUGACAAAUGAAGACGGGGCUGAGAUUGAUGACAUUGAAGUGAUUAGAGACAAUGAUAAGCUUUUUAUUGGAGAUCUUCCUUAAUUUAAAAACAAAUGUUUGCAUUUUGUCUAGAUUUUAUGGCAUUUCAUCUAAUGAAUAAUAUAGAUGCAAACAUUUCAUCUUCA